AUGAAAGAUUUCUGGACCAAAGUUCAAGAGCAGGACUCAGAUUUCCUUGAUGGCCAUCCUUGGGCCAAGGUCAACAUCAAGAUAAUGAGGAUGAAGACCAGAAUACAAGGCGGGGGGAUACCUGCCAGCGGCUGCGGCUCCGGGUGCAGAUGGCACCAGGAAGUGUCACAAGCCCCCAGGAUCACCAUCACCCGCCAACUGUCCAAUCAUCCUCAUCUCAAUUUGAAUCUUAUUCCUGCCAAACUAGCCUCCAACAGGUGUUCUUUCUGGGCUGAGCACUGCUUCCAAAAUGUGAUCAGCAAACACCUUGACCAAUCUCCUCAACCUAAAUUUGUGAAAUUUUGGGCAAGUACUUGCACCCACUGUCAUAGCAUGGUGGCAGUCAUAUUGAUGACCAAUCAAACAACUCCGAGCGGCAAGGAUCCUGAAGGCCAAAAUAAAGUCAACCCGAACCCGCCCCAAGACUUGAUGGGUCACAAGUCACUUGCGGGUCGACCCAACCCACCUUCAUCCUGA
Molecule: messenger RNA, 516 nt
Organism: Puccinia graminis f. sp. tritici CRL 75-36-700-3
Lineage: Eukaryota; Fungi; Basidiomycota; Pucciniomycetes; Pucciniales; Pucciniaceae
Exons: 4
Coding region: 1-516 (171 amino acids)
Source: RefSeq, a predicted model, not a curated record